Carassius auratus (goldfish) is the source of this 744-nucleotide messenger RNA. Its product is annotated as single-stranded DNA-binding protein, mitochondrial-like. Gene Ontology annotation, molecular function: single-stranded DNA binding. Lineage: Eukaryota; Metazoa; Chordata; Actinopteri; Cypriniformes; Cyprinidae. Bases 199 to 645 code for a protein of 148 amino acids. The transcript has 7 exons. Gene Ontology annotation, biological process: mitochondrial DNA replication; positive regulation of helicase activity. The record is from RefSeq and is a predicted model, not a curated record. Gene Ontology annotation, cellular component: mitochondrial nucleoid.
CAAAGCGCACCGGAAAUCGCGUGGGGUUCAUGAGCAUCAAGAUCUUAUGAACUUGUAAAUCGAAGUUAAUCUUUACAUUUGUAUUUUGAAUAAACUGCGAAGACCAUCAAUAUACUAAAUCGCAAUCACGGUUACACGCUUCUUCUAAACGUGGUUAGUUGAUGUGACGUCUUCCUCAUCAUCCUCAGAGUAGAGAAGAUGCUGAUGUUGAGAAAUGCCUCCACACAGAUACUUAAACAGGUCGUCCGACACAGGACUACAGAUGCCAGUCUGAUCUUGGAGAGAUCUAUAAACCGGGUGCAGCUUCUUGGGCGAGUGGGACAGGACCCCGUCAUGAGACAGGUGGAGGGCAGAAACCCCGUCACCAUCUUCUCCAUGGCAACAAAUGAGAUGUGGCGGUCAGGGGAGGGAGAGCCAACAAGUACAGGAGAUGUCAGCCAGAAAACAACAUGGCACAGAAUUUCAGUAUUCAAACCAGGCCUCAGAGAUGUAGCGUACCAGUAUGUAAAGAAAGGGUCUCGGAUUCUUGUGGAAGGGAAGCUUGACUAUGGAGAGUACAUGGAUAAAAACAACGUCAGACGACAGGCAACAACUAUUAUCGCAGAUAAUAUUGUGUUUUUAAGUGAAAAUCUGCAAGACCAGUAAUAAAGAUGCCUUCCCAGACUUUAGUAACCAGAAGAAAAUAUCUUCUCACUGACAUUAAACUCUGUAUCAUUGUGUCUGGCCUUCACAGUCACACAUAGA